Molecule: messenger RNA, 2043 nt
Organism: Penicillium arizonense
Lineage: Eukaryota; Fungi; Ascomycota; Eurotiomycetes; Eurotiales; Aspergillaceae
Exons: 5
Coding region: 1-2043 (680 amino acids)
Cellular component (GO): nucleus
Source: RefSeq, a predicted model, not a curated record
AUGGACAGCUUUCCUCAUGCGAGCCGUGCCGAAAGUCCAAAUUACGAUGUGACCACCGAAGUCCCGUCUGCGCCCCGUGCCCCCAGGGUGAUCUCGCGGAGACCAAAGAGGCAACGCGCGGACAAUCAGCUGGUUUUCCGUGUCGAUCAGAGAAUCUCCAGCACAGCCGCGCCAAGCUCGUCAGAUUUACCAGUCACAGACGCAAAUUCGUUAUGCGACCAACAUAUCGCACCAUGGACUGCGAAGGAGAAGCGAACUCUGAGACCGGGUGUUCUAGGGAUGGUCUCUCCCAAAGAUCUUUUCAGUGAGUAUGAAGAUAGCCUGCCUGUCGAGGAACUGGGCCGCCUACUAGGAUCGACAGUAGCAACUACUGCAUGUCCACCUAGCGAUUCGAAUCAAGUGUUGCUAGGAGCUCAAAUCUUAUCACACUUACAGAAGAUUCGUUGGUUCUAUGAAAUUAUUGAAUCGAAGGACAAGAUCGCUCCAGGAUGGGUUUUGGGUCCGCCUUUGACUCGCGCGUUGUGUCGUUCCGUUGAACAAAUUUAUGAUUCUGCAGUUCGCGGCUCCCAGGAUACGCAUGCGUCGCUAUUCAGCCUGUCCCGUCAAAUAUUCGCCAACACAUCCGAGGAUAUUCGGACAACUUCAACAAUGCAUUUGUCAGAGUAUUUCGAUUCGAUAGCGGCGAGAUGGGAAACAAUCGGGCUUGUGUUCGUCUUGUUAGGGACAGCAUUAUUCCAUAUCCCUGACGAUGACCCGAUAUUUACACAUCGCAACCCAUGGAAGCUUGAGAAAAGCCAGCUCAGAAGCAUUGCCAUCACCGUUAGUGAAACUUGCUGGCAAUUUUCUAAUGGCACCGGAACAGCGAGCGACGCUCUUUGCUGGCUUACGACCCAACAACUAUCUCUUUUGACUAUGAUGGUUGGCUAUAGCGACUACCGGGUCUGGCAAAAGCUAGGAGACCUAUCCACCAUUAUCUACGGAUCCGGGUUGCAUCAAGCUGGGGGGAAUUUCGAGCAAGGCGUUCCAUUCUUCCUGCUUGAAUUACGAAAGCGUGUCAUGGCGUGUGCGUAUGGAAUUGAUAAGGACCUGGCGACUCUUUUGGGCCGCCCCCCUCGCAUAUGCUCGCGAUACUGUAGUCUCCCGCUCCCCCUGGAUAUCACUUACGAUGCGAUGGUCCGCCCCCAAAGCGAGGGAGAGAAUAGAUUCCAAAAACUCGACGCAAACGGUUGGAACACCGACGGAAUUCUGACUGUCAGCGCUAUGCUUCGCGUCGCCCUACUAACUAGCUUGUUGCGCGAAAGUAUCCUUGAAUUAUCUUUGAGCCCCAAUACGAAGGACAUUCCAGUCAUAGUUGAAAAGUUGAUUCAAGAAUCUCGCCAGACGCAACAAGAUCUUCCCUCAUUUAUGCAUUGGUCUCCCGAACAGGCUGCAGCAGGCGUUUACAAUUCUCCUCGAGACGAGGGCCGCGCAUUCGCACACACAGAAUUCAUGUACCAGGAGUUUUUGUUGCACCGAAUCUUAUUAAAGCGCGUUGGGAUAGCUUCACAAGGUCUUAUUGAAAGCUCCCUUGAUAUUAUCACCACACUGGUGGAUACUACUAUCGCGAUACAGACCAGAUCAUAUAAAUCGGCAGUGGAAAUUUCGUGGGAUAUGUGCUAUAUUGGUCUUCCUGCAGCAGGCAUUCUGACUUCGAAACUCCUCGCGGAACAUCGACCUCAGAUAACAUCUCCAUUUCGAGAGCCGCUAGCCGCAAACAUUCGCAAGCUUAUUAUCCAAAAGCUUGGCGCUUAUGUUUCCCAUUUGACCUUCCAGGUGCAGCCGUACCAAGGAAAUUAUCAGAUUGUCCAACAAGGAGCGACAUAUAUUCGUUGGGUGCUCGACAGGAUCAAUGCGCCUAAAUGUCCUCAACCCGCUCCAUUGACUUCAGAUAUUGAUUUGCCGGAAAACUGGCUGGACGAUUGUGAUUCGGAGGGUAAUCCGGAUUUCAUGGCAUGGUUUGACAACAUUCAGUGGGCUCAGGACUCCCUUUUAAAUUUCACCUAG